GGCCGAGGACAUCGAAUUUAUCGCCGUAGUCUUUCAUUUCCGCGGAUUCCCAUCGCCGAUUUUCUCCGGCCACCGUCAGCGGCAACUGCAAGGUCCCUCUUUUAGCCAGGGGGGAAAGCAAAAAUCUUUAGUAGUUUACUGUAAUGGUGAGAGGGAGGGAUGCAUGUUGGGAACAUUGUGCUCUUGUUGAUGCAACUAGACAAAAGGUUAGAUGCAAUUAUUGUAGACGCGAGUUUAGUGGAGGGGUUUACAGAAUGAAAUUUCAUCUGGCUCAAAUUAGGAACAAAGAUAUUGUUCCAUGUACUGAGGUCCCAAAUGAGGUAAGGGACCAUAUUCAGAGCAUAUUAAACGCUCCAAAGAAACAAAAGAACCCUAAGAAACAGAAGGUAGACCAUGACGCCAAUGGCCAGCAAAGUAGCUCUUCAGCUAGUGGCGGUAUUCACCCCAACCUUGGAUGUAGUGGACAGAAUGGUAGCCCUUGCCCGUCUUUGUUAUUUGCACACCAUUCUCCAAGUCCACAGCCAGCGAUUGAUAAUGUACAAAGGCAAAAACAGGAUGAUGCUGACAAAAAGAUUGCUAAGUUUUUCUUCCACAAUUCUGUUCCUUUUACUGCAGCCAAGUCCUUUUACUACCAAGAAAUGGUGGAUGCCAUCACAGAAUGUGGAGUGGGCUAUAGAGCCCCUACAUUCGAGAAGUUGAGAUCUAGCCUUUUAGAGAGAGUGAAGGGUGAUAUAAAUGACCAUUACAAAUUACUUAGAGAUGAAUGGAAAGAAAUGGGCUGCACUAUUUUGUGUGAAUGCUGGUCCGAUGGUAUGGCUAAAUCACUUGUUGCACUUUCUGUCACAUGCCCUAGAGGUACAUUAUUUCUUAGGUCCAUUGAUGUAUCUGGCCAUGAGGAUGAUCCACAGUUCUUAUUUGCGCUGCUUGAGUCAGUUGUUUUGGAAGUUGGUCUUGAAAAUGUUGUCCAAGUUAUAACUGAAAGUUUGGAUGAUUAUGUUUAUGUGGGUAGGCUUCUCAUGGAAAAAUACCCGUCAAUAUUCUGGUCUCCAUGUGCUUCCCAUUGUAUCAAUAAGAUCUUGGAGGAUUUUGGCAAGCUUGAGUGGCUAAGUACAGUCCUCAAAGAAGCAAAAACAAUUACAAGGUACAUAUAUAGUAAUGAAUGGAUUCUUAACAUAAUGAGAAAAUUUACAGGUGGGACGGAACUGAUUAGGCCAAAAAUUUCGAGAUUUGUGUCUAAUUUCCUCUCCUUGAGGGCUCUUGUUAUUCAAGAGGAUAAUCUAAGGCACAUGUUCUCUCAUGCAGAGUGGCUGUCAUCCAUUAAUAGUAGAUCCCCUGAUGCACAAGCCUUUAAGUUACUUUUAUCUUUGGAGAGAUUCUGGAAAUCUGCACAUGAAGCCGUGGCUGUGUCUGAACCACUACUUAAACUCCUGAGGAUUGUAGAUGGUGACAUGCCUGCUAUGGGUUAUAUAUACGAAGGAAUAGAGAGGGCAAAGAUGACCAUUAAAUCAUUUUAUAAGGAUAUUGAAGACAAUUAUGCGCCACUUUGGGAUAUAAUAGACAGGAGAUGGAAUUUGCUGCUUCACUCUCCAUUACAUGCAGCUGCAGCAUUCCUUAAUCCUUCUGUAUUUUACAAUGCCAGAUUUAAGAUGGACUCUAGGAUGAGGAAUGGCUUCCAAGAAGCCAUGAUCAAAAUGGCUUCUGAGGAUAAAGAUAAAGUAGAAAUCACUAAAGAGCAUCCAUUAUACAUAAAUGCGCAGGGUGCUCUAGGGACUGAAUUUGCAGUAAAGGGGAGGACAUUGAAUUCCCCAGGUGACUGGUGGGCAGGAUAUGGGUACGAAAUCCCUACACUACAGAGAGCUGCUAUACGGAUAUUGAGUCAGCCUUGUAGUUUACACUGGUGUAGAUGGAACUGGAGCACAUUUGAAAGAAUUCAUGCUAAAAGAUGCAACAGAACGGAGCUCGAGAAAUACAGUGACCUUGUUUUUGUUCAUUGCAACCUUUGGUUACAGGCAAUAGUUAGAAGCAGAGGUGGGAAAUGCAAGCCAAUAAAUUUUGAUGAAGUAGAUGUCAACGAGGAAUGGCCUACUGAAGUUGGCACUUCUUCCACUCUCUUGGAUGAUUCAUGGUUGGAAAAUUUUCCCCUUAAAUGCAGAGAUAUGCCAAUAUUUCAAGGGGUCAUGAGUUUAGUGGGAUUAGCCUCAGGUCUUAAAUGUUGGGAAAAAAAAGAGGUACAGAAAACUGACCAUUGGCUUAUUGUUUAACUAAACAUUUUAUAAUU
Molecule: messenger RNA, 2278 nt
Organism: Ipomoea triloba (trilobed morning glory)
Lineage: Eukaryota; Viridiplantae; Streptophyta; Magnoliopsida; Solanales; Convolvulaceae
Exons: 4
Coding region: 144-2261 (705 amino acids)
Molecular function (GO): DNA binding; protein dimerization activity
Source: RefSeq, a predicted model, not a curated record